Messenger RNA from Amphibalanus amphitrite, 1575 nucleotides. Its product is annotated as hemicentin-1-like. The transcript is spliced from 11 exons. NCBI's taxonomy places the organism in Eukaryota, Metazoa, Arthropoda, Thecostraca, Balanomorpha, Balanidae. The record is from RefSeq and is a predicted model, not a curated record. Bases 1 to 1575 code for a protein of 524 amino acids.
AUGCCCAAGCAGCUGUUCAAUUACGAUUUUCGGAAUCGGGAUGAGUCAAACCGACGGUGGCACAACACGUCCGUGUUCGGCUCUCGGGUGGACUUUGUGCCCGGCCGGCGGCCCGCCGUGCUCACCCUGAGGGACCUCGGUCCCGCCGACCAGGCCAUCUACAAGUGCAGGGUCGACUUCCAGCACUCGCGCACCCGGAACGCCCUGGUCAACCUGACCGUUAUCACGGCUCCCGAGUAUGUGCGGAUCGUGAACCCUCGGGGACGCAUUCUUCACACGGUGGCCGGUCCGUUCAGCGAGGGAGAUCGUCUGGAGCUGAUCUGCCGCGUCAAGGGAGGCUCGCCGCGUCCGGCGGUGACCUGGAGGUCCGGUGGCGCGGUGCUACCGGUACCGUACCAGCCUCAGGGCGAGUACACGGUCAGCCAGUACAGCGUGGAGGCGCUGGACAGAUCGGACCUCCACCGGAUGGUCACCUGUCUGGCGUCCAACACCAACCUGACGGCGCCGGCCACCAGCUCCGUCAUGAUCGACAUGAACUUCGCGCCGCUGAGCGUGUCCAUCCUGGGCAAGGGCGAGCCGCUGUCGGCCGGUCGUCGCUACCCGCUCGUGUGUCAGUGUGUCGGCUCCCGGCCUCCGGCCGCCAUCACCUGGUUCCUGGGCAGCUCACGGAUGGCCACCGCCCCCGGCACGACAAUUCACCAGGGCAACAUCACCAUGUCGACGCUGGAGCUGACGCCGUCUCCGUCCCACAACGGCCAGCAGCUCUCCUGCCGAUGUGACAACCCGGUCCUAGCCACCCCGGCACUGCGCGACUCCUGGACACUGGCAGUGCAUUAUGCUCCGGUGGUCAGUCUGACACUGGGCAGCUCUCUGGACCAGGACAGGAUCAAGGAAGGCGACGAUGUGUACUUCGAAUGCAGCAUCAGGGCCAACCCGCCCGUGUACAAAACCGAGUGGAGGCACAAUAACCGAGUCCUGCUGCACAGCGUGAGGGACAACAUCAUCAUCAGCAACUACAGCUUGGUGCUGCAGGACGUCAAGCGCUUCAGCUCCGGCGUCUACCUGUGCGUCGGCAGCAACGCUGAAGGCAGCGUGGACAGCAAUCCCGUGUUCCUUGACGUCAAAUUCCCUCCCGUCUGCCAGCAAGGUCUUCAACACAUUCACGGCGUCAGCAAGCGCGAGACGGCCUACGUGCAGUGCAGCGUCACGGCCAACCCUUCCGCCGGCGUGAGCUUCCACUGGACGUUCAACAACACGUCUGAGUGGCGGGAGCUGGACAGCCGCCUGGUGAACAGCAGUCAGACGCGCAGCACGCUCCGCUACCGGCCGCGCACCGAGAUGGACUACGGCACCGUCUUCUGCUGGGCCACCAACGACAUCGGACGCAUGGCCAGGCCCUGCGUCUUCCACAUCAUCGCAGCAGGUCCUCCGGACCCACUCUUCAACUGCAGCCUCACUCAGCGGACGGCUACCGCUGUGACCGUCCGGUGCCUGGAGGCCUUCGACGGCGGUCUCGUGCAGCGUUUUCUGCUGGCCGUCUUCAGCUAUGACGACCAGAUUCUCGGCUACAUCUGA